Molecule: messenger RNA, 2069 nt
Organism: Amblyraja radiata (thorny skate)
Lineage: Eukaryota; Metazoa; Chordata; Chondrichthyes; Rajiformes; Rajidae
Product: glycogen phosphorylase, muscle form
Exons: 6
Coding region: 89-808 (239 amino acids)
Biological process (GO): glycogen catabolic process
Cellular component (GO): cytoplasm
Molecular function (GO): glycogen phosphorylase activity; pyridoxal phosphate binding
Source: RefSeq, a predicted model, not a curated record
UUCCAGGCUGUGUGAGUCUCCCAACUGCCUGUUCUUCCUUGCAGGGAUAAAGAAAGAGCCCAACAAGAAGUACACACCCCGUACUAUCAUGAUCGGAGGCAAGGCCGCGCCGGGCUAUCACAUGGCCAAACUCAUCAUCAGACUCAUCACUGCCAUUGGGGAGGUGGUGAACGAAGACCCCAUGGUGGGCGAUCGCCUGAAGGUCAUCUACCUCGAGAACUAUCGUGUGUCUCUGGCUGAGAAAGUGAUCCCGGCGUCGGACCUGUCGGAGCAGAUCUCCACGGCGGGCACGGAGGCGUCGGGCACGGGCAACAUGAAGUUCAUGCUGAACGGGGCGCUGACCAUCGGAACCAUGGACGGAGCUAACGUGGAGAUGGCGGAGGAGGCCGGCAUGGACAACUUCUUCAUCUUCGGCAUGAGGGUCAAGGAUGUGGAUGCCAUGGACGCGAAGGGCUACAACGCCCAGUCCUACUACGACCGUCUGCCGGAGCUGAAGCAGGCCAUGGACCAGAUCAGCGGCGGAUUCUUCUCACCCAACGACCGCGGCCUCUUCGGGGAGAUCGUCAACAUGCUGAUGCACAACGACAGGUUCAAGGUGUUUGCUGAUUACGAGGAUUAUAUCAAAUGCCAAGACCGUGUCAGUGCGCUCUACAUGAAUCCCAAGGAGUGGACCAAGAUGGUCAUCAAAAACAUCGCCACUUCCGGCAAGUUCUCCAGCGACAGGACCAUCGGGGAGUACGCCCGCCAGAUCUGGGGCGUGGAGCCCAGCAAGCACAAGAUCCCACCUCCCAGCGAGCCCCGCGAAUGAGGGAGCACCCACCUGCACCUUCCUCCUCACCCCCCUUCACCCCCCACCCCCAGGGUCAGGGUCAGGGCCGGGCGGGGCGAUCUCGGGGGGAGGCGAGGGGUCGCUGCCUCUCGGACUUCAACCCCAGCUUUUGUUCCCUCCGGAUCUUUAACGGUUGCAUGCGUUGACAGUGUCGAUCUUCGCCGCCUGCCAGCUGGAAAACCAGCCCCCGACCCCUCCACUCCAGCCCAGCGAGGGGGAACAACACAAUGUGCUCCAAUAUCACACCAGCUUAAAAAUGUCCUUCAUAUGCCCCCCCUUUCUCCCUAACUCCCCCUCUCCCCAGUCCCUCUCUCCCUAACUCUCCCCCUCUCCCCAGUCCCUCUCCCUAACUCACCAGUCCCCCUCUCCCCAGUCUCUCCCUCUCUCCCCAGUCUCUCUCCCCAGUCCCUCUCUCCCUAACUCUCCCCCUCUCCCCAGUCUCUCUCCCCAUCUUUCCCUCCCCGAUCUCUCUCCCAUCUCUCUCGGGAGACUAUCUCCUCAGUCCCUCUCCCUCUCUCUCUCCCGUCAACCUCUCUCCCCGUCACUCUUCCUCUAUCUCCCCACUCUGUCUCCCCAGUCUCUCUCUCCCUCUCUCUUCCAAUCUCUCCCCAUUCCUCUCUCUCCCUUCUCUCUCCUGUUUCUCCCCCCUCACUCUCCCCCUCCCACCCUCCCCCCAGCUUCUCUGCACCACCUCCCAACACUGAAGAGAUAUCCCACUGACAGUGAGCUGAGGACGGUGGGGAGGGGGUCAGUGAUUCUACCCCACCCUUCCCCGACACCUCUGUCCCCGUUUACGAAGCCAAGCUCUCGGUUCAUCAGUCGUCUCCGAGCGGGUCGCUGUAUUGGCCUUGAGGCCAAGCCCAAUUUGCUUUGUGCCCAACAUCUAUCUCCAUCCACUGCAGCUGGAGACCCAUUCAGGGCAAGCGGCGCUGGUUGCUAUGGGACGGCGGCCAUUUUGUCCCACAGUUGUGGCCAUCAAAAUGGCUGCCUUCCUCCCCCCCCCCCCUCCCGCUCACUCUCCCUCCUCCCCCAACCCACUGAUCUUGUUACGUCUUCCCUCGGGUGCAUUUAACGUGUGACUAAUUUAUUUUUAAGUGUAAAUAUUAACGGCAAACCGGUAUGGAACUUAGCCGCCGAGCCUGAGCGAUGAAGUUGGAUGGCGAUGGAUGGAGUUUACCCGAGGGGUCUCGACCUUGCAACCUCGCCCCCCGUCCCUCCCCCCCCCCCGUUAGCGGGUAGA